AUGACUUCGCCUUCUAAUGUGAGAACUCCGCCAGCUCAUGGUCGCGGGUUGAGUCAGUCCGGACCCAGGCCGCGGGUGGUCUCUUCAAACCAUGCGAACAAUUCCGGCCAUUCGCGGCAUGAACGCGUUGUGUCUAGGGGAAAUAUGCCAAUUGGAGGAGAUGCGCCUACAGGCCUGAAAUCGUCGACGAGGGAAAGGGACUAUAAUGCGCCAAGUGAGCUGCGGACGGAGAGAUCGCGGACCGCGACUCGCGACAAGGUGCAGGUCAGGACGAAAAGGCCCGUCCGGGAACCCGUGAGUACGGGAGGGAAAGGAGACUGGGAGAGACAUAGGGCAAAAGCAAGCACGGGUAGCCCUAAGGCCAAGGAGAAAGAACCAGUUGAAGCUCCAUGGACCCCCAAGGUAUCUCUCAUUCCUCACUCGGCGGCACCUCUUUCAUGCCGUGUUUCCGUACCACCAUUGACGUCCUCGGCUCCUCAAAGAUUGCGAUCGAAACCUUUGAAAGAGCUUUCUAUGGAUGCUCAAGAGGCUGCCAUUCUCCAGGAUCUUCUUUUUGUUUUCAUGGGUUAUGAGGGUGAAUAUAUCCAUUUUGCAAAUACAUUCAACCCCGACUUAGAGUCAGAUCGAUUAGUCGGCCCAUCAUACCAGAUAAUGCCCGGAUUGGACCCAAGUCUCCGGGACCUAACUAUGGGAAUGUUGAAAACGGCAACCCAUUAUAGUGCCAUGGAAGCAUUUGUGGAAGUGCAGAGCAGGGCAGAGUUUGGUGCCGUCAACCAUGCCCUAUGCGCAGCGAUACGCAAAUUGCUCAAAGAUUAUCUCAUACUUAUUGCACAGUUGGAAAGUCAGCUACUCAAUAAUCCGAAUUUUACACUACAUGUGCUCCAUCUUCAUACGAUGCCUACUGCGCAAAGCCUAUCUCAGCUAUAUUCAUUUGGUCAGGAUUUGCUAAAGAGAAACUCGCUUUUAGCACAAGAUCCAGAUGAAUCAAUUGACGAUUUCGAUGAUGUCGAGAAUAUUCUAGAACAGCUACGGGAAGGGGGAGAUCUAGCGCCUGGAGGAAUGUCCAGCAAGAAGUUUUGUAAAGGAGGCAACGUCCUCGGACUUCUGACCCAGAGGCUAGCAACGUUUUCCGGGGACCCAGCGACCAAGGUGUUACUACAAACACUCUUACGGGAAUCUAGCAAGCCAUAUAUGAGGAUGCUUAACGAAUGGCUGCACCACGGCGAAAUUAAAGAUCCGCACGCAGAAUUUUUAAUAAAGGAGCAAAAGGGUAUAAAACGAGACAAACUCGAAGAAGACUAUACUGAUGAAUACUGGGACAAACGCUAUACCAUUCGUGAGACUGAAGUUCCUCCACAGUUGGAAAGCGUUAAAGAUAAAGUGUUGCUGGCGGGCAAGUACCUUAACGUGGUCAGAGAAUGCGGCGGUGUUGAUAUUAGCAAGGAAAUGAAAGAUGUACCACAAAGCUUUGACGACCCAAGAUUCCUCGAUAAUGUAAACGGAGCUUAUACUCACGCCAAUGCCUCGUUACUGAAUCUGCUUUUGACCAAGAACUCACUUACUACCCGAUUUCGCUCCCUCAAACAUUACUUCUUUCUUGAUCGCUCGGAUUUCUUUUCAUAUUUCUUGGAGUUGGGUACUUCUGAACUCAGGAAGCCUGCAAAAUCCGUCAACGAAGGAAAGCUCCAGUCCCUACUUGACAUCGUUUUGCGACAGCCGGGGAGUAUUGCCGCCCAGGACCCUUUCAAGGAAGAUGUUAAAGUUCGCAUGAAUCAAGUUGGUCUUACCAAAUGGCUUAUGCGCGUUGUGAGCGUCUCAGGUAUAGAUCAGGAUAACCCCGAAGCACAUCCUGAGAAGUAUCAAACACCGGCACCGCAGACGACAGACGAUGAUAAAGAUAUUGCCGGAUUUGAUGCCCUCGAGCUUGAUUAUCUUGUCCCAUUUCCUCUUUCUCUUGUUAUCAGCCGCAAAACAGUGCUUCGCUACCAACUUGUUUUUCGACACCUACUCUCCCUUCGCUACUUAGAGUCGUUAUUGGUCAAUUGCUGGCAGGAUCAUAUCAAGGUGGAAAAUCGAGUUGUGGAAAAGGAGAGCCUGGGCAUUACGGGCGAAAAUAUCCUUAUGGAUCGUGUCAAUGGGGACGAUGCUGAGGGGAGUGAGGUGAUGGUAAAUGGAACAAAGCAAGUCAAUCGAACCGUGGACGAGCUGAUGCAGGAUCAUGUCGACUUUUUGGAUACUUGCUUGAAGGAGUCAUCGUCGCUUGCGCGUAAUCUUGCUGCAGCAGAUCCAGACCUAUCGGGGACUAAUGCGAAGCAGGCCUCUGGGCUCGAGUCUUCAAGGUCGUAUGACCCUUCUCGCCUGGCAAAAUUGGAAGAUACCUUGAAGCGUUUAAAUUAUUUUGCCGCCACCGAGAGUGUUGUAUUACUGAAGCUUGCCCAUGCGCUGAGUGCUAUAAUGAAGGAUGAGUGA
Uncinocarpus reesii 1704 is the source of this 2469-nucleotide messenger RNA. RefSeq lists its product as uncharacterized. The record is from RefSeq and is a predicted model, not a curated record. The transcript is spliced from 6 exons. Gene Ontology annotation, biological process: spindle assembly; meiotic cell cycle; microtubule nucleation. Gene Ontology annotation, cellular component: spindle pole; mitotic spindle pole body; centrosome. Gene Ontology annotation, molecular function: gamma-tubulin binding; microtubule minus-end binding. Lineage: Eukaryota; Fungi; Ascomycota; Eurotiomycetes; Onygenales; Onygenaceae. The coding region runs from base 1 to 2469 and encodes 822 amino acids.